UAUCGAAAUGGAGACAGAUCUUACCGAUAAUGGGAGCUGCACGGUAUCUCAAUCGAGAGAUGAUCGCCAUGGAUCUUCUGCUUUGAUAUUCUUGGGAACUGGUUGUUCGAGCAUGGUUCCAAAUGCAUUGUGCUUGAUUCAACCCUCUGAUUCGCCUUGCAGUGUAUGCACCCAGGCCCUCACUAUCCCUCCCGAGUGUAACCCUAACUACAGGUGCAAUACUUCACUUCUUAUUGAUUAUUGUCAUGAUGAUCGUGAACACAAGUAUAUAUUAAUUGAUGCUGGGAAGAACUUUAGAGAGCAAGUAAUUCGGUGGUUUACCUGCCAUAAAAUUCCUCAGGUGGAUUCUAUAAUUUUAACUCAUGAACAUGCUGAUGCAGUUCUUGGCCUGGAUGAUAUACGUGCAGUACAACCUUUUAGUCCGACGAAUGACAUUGAUCCCACUCAAAUUUACCUUACUCAAUUUUCCAUGGACAGCAUUGCACAAAAAUUCCCUUACUUGGUCCAGAAAAAACAAAAAGAAGGCCGAGAAAUUAGGCGGGUUGCGCAGCUUGACUGGAAAAUAAUUGAGGGUGACUGUGACAAGCCAUUUGUUGCAUCAGGCCUACAGUUUGUUCCUUUGCCAGUGAUGCAUGGAGAGGAUUAUGUUUCCUUGGGUUUUCUUUUCGGUGAGAAAUAUCGAGUAGCAUAUAUAUCUGAUGUUUCACGUUUUCCUCCAAGUACUGAAUAUGUUAUUUCAAAGUCUGGAGCUGGACAGCUGGAUCUUCUUAUCCUGGAUACUCUAUACAAGAAAGGAUCACACAACGUCCACCUUUGCUUGCCUCAGAGUCUUGAUGCUGUAAAGAGGAUAUGCCCAAAACGGGUUCUAUUCAUUGGAAUGACCCAUGAAUUUGAUCACCAAAAAGACAAUGAAGCCCUUAUGGAAUGGUCUCGAAGAGAAGGAAUCCCUGUUCAGCUUGCUCGAGAUGGCCUGAGGAUCCCGAUAGAACUGUAAUGAAUUCUGUGGGUGGACCACCCAGUCAAGCUUGGCUGGGUGGAUCUAAUUCCCAUGUGGCAGCUUACUUGGUGCUCGAAGUCAGCACACACAUGGUACAAUUGUAUUCAUUUGGUUAGUUUCAGCCCAAAUAGAGUAGACCAUGUCACAUGGUAAAAUAAAGCUUCAGGAAAUUGUUGAAAAGUCAAUAUUUUGAUUUAUAUUUCGAAUGUUUGGAACGCCUAGGUAAGCCAUCCAUGUGGCACCAAAACAGAUCCAGCAGGUCAAGUAAGGCUAUAUAAGACACCCACAAGACUUUUACCCGUUUAUCCUUAUAUUACAUUAUUAAUAUUAAUUAUUUUUUAUUCUUAUUAGGUUUUCAUCAUUAUUAUACUGGCAAAAGAUUCCACUACACCCAUACUAAAAUACUUUUCAUCGCAUUUUCCACUUUUAAGCCAUUUGAUUGACGAUCUGGCUGGCAAACUGCCGGAUUGAUUUGGGACCCAUUUAAUAGUCUUCCUGUCAAAAUUGAUGGCAUAUCUCAACUGUAUGGCCCACCAUGUAUGGGAUUUUUUCCUUGCAUUUUUUUUAUGGUUCAUGUUAAACUCCUUCCUAUACUUUUCAGACUUUUCUA
This is a messenger RNA of Telopea speciosissima, 1607 nucleotides long. Its product is annotated as putative hydrolase C777.06c. The transcript is spliced from 10 exons. The record is from RefSeq and is a predicted model, not a curated record. The coding region runs from base 8 to 994 and encodes 328 amino acids. NCBI's taxonomy places the organism in Eukaryota, Viridiplantae, Streptophyta, Magnoliopsida, Proteales, Proteaceae.